Molecule: messenger RNA, 6401 nt
Organism: Ciona intestinalis (vase tunicate)
Lineage: Eukaryota; Metazoa; Chordata; Ascidiacea; Phlebobranchia; Cionidae
Product: thrombospondin type-1 domain-containing protein 7A
Biological process (GO): actin cytoskeleton organization
Cellular component (GO): plasma membrane
Source: RefSeq, a predicted model, not a curated record
UAUCCUCAGGUAACCUUUUAUCUGUCUAGUGAUCCAAAAUGGGUAGGUUGUAAGUACAAGAUAGAAAUACAAACGUUGAGAUGUUUUAAGCGCUGUGCAACGCUAUGUCGUCAAACAAGGAAUACUGGUUGCUGAGAUUCCCUUGGUGUGGAUACGGGACGGAUAUGGACAGAAAUAGGAAAUCGGAAACUUCAAACAAAACCAAACUUCAAACAAUACGCCGUCGCGGCAUAUCCGCGUCAUCUGUAACGUCACAACGGGUCGCGCUACUUUUCUUUUUCACUCUAUCGCAACACAGCUCCGUUUUAUGGGGAUAUGCAGAUGCAACCACCACAGCCGUUUGGAAAACAGGACCUUGGGGAGUAUGUGGCAGUGCAUCAUGUGGACCUGGUGGUUGGCAGCUGCGUUCAGUGACGUGUGAAGAUACAUUGUUACAUUACAGAACAAGAAAUGAAAACUGUCAACAAUUUAUAAAACCCACUGACAGGAAGUCUUGUUUUAAGAUUUGUGAUCAUCAUCAGAAUGAAUACAACUGGCAUGUAGGUAAUUGGGAAGUGUGUAAACAUUCUUAUCAAUCUCAAACAGAGGAGUUGUCACUUGUCACCAACUGUGGCAUCCAUAGCAGUCCGGAUGGAUCACAAAUUCGUCAAUUAAGCUGUGUUUUAAAUUCAAAUAUUUCUGUUGUAGUGGAGAAUUCUGUAUGUGAAAGGUUUUUUCGACCACCAAGUACUCAACAGAACUGCCGUGUUCCUUGCCCUCAAAACUGUGUGACGUCAUUGUUUAAUAGUUGGAGCACUUGUAGCUCAUCCUGUGGGAAUGGGACCCAAACCAGAGUGAGACAUGUUAUAAGAAUGGAAAAGUAUGGGGGAACACCCUGUCCUGAUCUGUCUGAAUCUCGCCCUUGUGAAGAUGCCCCGUGUGAUGAUUUCAAUUUGCCGAACAUAAAUCAGCACAAAUUAAAAUUUGAGGAAUGGUCGUCGUGUAGAAGAGCAAGGGUGGAUAUGAAGUUACUUCAAAGAGGGGGCAGCUCUAGAAGGAAAAAAUCACGAAACUUGCUUCGAAUGGUCGGUGUUCGAACAAGGAGGGUUCACUGUUUAACCAAGCAUGGUGCUGUAGUGGGAGACAGUGUUGCAAUGUCAGAAACCUGCAGUGUUGCGCAACGAUGUAAAGUAUCACAAUGGUCGCAGUGGGCGCGAUGCUCAUCCUCUUGUGGGAGCAACGGAACGCAAACUCGAACUCGUGAUCUAACAGGUCUUCCUCUUGGGAGUAAUGCUUCAUCCUGCCCUGAGUUCACACAAGCCAGGAUGUGUGACCUCCCAGAAGACAGUUUUGCUCCAUGCAAAAAGUACAGGUGGUUAGCAGGUGGAUGGAGUAUAUGCGAACUCAUACAUAAUGCAAGCUGUGGAGGUGGCUUACAGAUAAGGCAUGUUUACUGCGCUCUCAACGACGAUUUCAUGGUUCAACAGGUGUCUGACUCGUAUACACUCCAAGGCGAAGAAGGGGCAGUGGCGUGGUCUCGCAUUCAACCUGUGGAUGACGCUUUCUGUGACGCCCAGACAAAGCCGAGCGACUGGCAGGAAUGUGACGUCAAGUGCAGCUUCAAGUGCGACCUUGGCCAAUGGUCGGAGUGGUCGGAAUGCGCCUUCGACAGCUGCCAGCCGCAUUUCGCACCCGCCAAUCAAACGAGGGUAAGCAAGCGAAGCAUGCGCAACAGAAAAGGCUUUAAAAGACGAACACGACCUGUGUACAACGAUUACGGCCGACCGGAAGAUUGCACACACACCUUGGAAGUUAUUCCAUGCGACGAAGCACGGUGCUUUUCGUGGCAUGUAGCCCAUGUCUCACUAUGCGUCCCUGAAAAUGGGAACUGUGGUCAUGGGACAGCAUUGCAGACGCUGGAAUGCCAUAAUAUGUGGCGGCAGGUGGUUGAAACGAGAGCCUGUACGUCGGACCGUUUCGCCACACCCCUACCUAGCUUUGUGGGUUGCGAAGUUCCGUGUGGAAAGGAUUGUGUCGUGGAUGAUUGGAGUCAGUGGACGCCUUGUGGCCACAGCUGUAAGCGUGGGAAGGGGGAAUCGGAACGACAAACGAGAAAACGUGAAAUCCUUGCCCACCCUGGAAGAACCGGGAUACCUUGCCCUCUAGCGGAGGAACUUCACGAAACACGAAUGUGCAACCAACAUAAAUGCUCCAUCUAUUUCUGGACAACUUCAAAGUGGUCGGAAUGCGAAAUCAAAGGGAAUCUAGAACCGCCGCCUGUCGGGUUAGCAGACAACAACGUUUUUGGGACGAACAACCGACAGAGCAACGAUGGUCGGCCGUUGGUUUUCCCACAUAACGAAGCAACAGAUAUAUGUGGGGUCGGUUAUCAAACAAGACGAGUGCAGUGUAGAAAGAAAAACAGCCGACGCGUUCGUCAAAAAAUGUGCAUAAGCUGGGACAAACCGGUUUCUUCCAGACCGUGUUCGGUUUCAUGCAACCAGGACUGCUUGCUGUCUGAAUGGAGUGCUUGGAGCAGCUGCGAGAGAGAAUGUUCCAGAAAAAUCCGCGACAAACUUCUCAGCUCAGAGUCGUUUUCACCUGCUGGCUUACUGAGUGUUUACCAACGUCGUAGUCGAUACAUCGUACGUCAUAGGAUGGGAGAUGGAAUGCCAUGUGAGAUUGAACUUCAGCAAGCGAGGUUAUGCGAUGAUGCGAGCCAAUGCGUAGCUUACAAGUGGCAUAUACGGAAGUGGGGACCUUGUAUGCUGGCUAGUGGCAUGACCACUAUGUCCAGUGAAAACGGGAAGUGCCGAGGUGUGAAGACGAGGACGAUCCGAUGCAACCUGCACACAGUGAGCGGUAAUAUACCGACAGAUGAUAUUAAAUGUUUACAGAACGCCGGUCCUAUGCCACUCGCAUCACGACCCUGCGCUACAUCUUGUCCACGUAAUCUUGGCUUCAGCGAAUGGUUGGAACGCCUUGGUUGUCAGGCUUCUAGCAUAGAAGCUACCACUAUCGCCGUCACAGCGGAUGUGACGUCAUCAGAAACUACGAGCAGCGAGGACGACAGUAGUUACGUACCACCACAGAUGAUCGUUCGAUCAGUGGGCCCGUGGUCGUCUUGCUUCAUUGACGAUCGUGAUUUUCAAGACACUGGUGACGAGUGCCCUGUGGACGAACAUCCGACCGUGCCCAACGAUGCUACGUCAUUCACUGACGUCACAGCCAGCAUGGAGGUUUGUGGGCGUGGUCGAAGGAAGAGACCGCUUGGUUGUUUCGAGGAAAGCACUGGAGCGAUGGUGGAUAUUUCGUUUUGUUCGUAUCGAGCGUUCGACGAGGAAGAGUGUGAGGUUCCAUGUCCUGUUGAUUGCCAGAUGAGUGGUUGGGCUGAGUGGGGUCUAUGUGGUGACUUGUUGAGAGGGCAAGUCAUUCAAGGAAAUUCCAGUCACCCCAGGACGUUACCGUGUGGUGAGAGUCGGAGGAUCCGAUUCAAAUAUUUCAUGGAGUUGCCAAGUAAUGGUGGACGCUCAUGUCCAGUGAUGGACAGCGACAAUCAGGUGUACGAGAGUCAGGUGUGCCACACUAUAUGUAAUGACAACUUUUUCGUCUCUAAUGGUUGGGACUCAUGUCAGCCUCGCCGCAGAAGGUCGCAUUCUAAUUGUGGGUCAGGUGUCCAAACUCGCACAGUAAACUGUUUUAGGACAGAACGUUUGUCCAGUUUUUCUAACGUCGCUGUGCUGCUAGAAGACAAACGCCUGUGUGACGUAACAAACAUGCCACUGGGUGCAGACAAAUGCACUCUUCCUUGUCCUGGGGAGUGCGUUGUAUCCAAGUGGUCGUCAUGGCAACCAUGCCCUGGAGGAACCCCCGGGUCAUGUGAGGGUACGGUUCGAAUACGGACGAGGCGACUGCUUCGACAAACUGAUCGAGAUGUUACGGAAGCAAGUUGUCCUGACGCGCAGAACCUUACGCAGACAGAAGAAUGUCAAUUGAACGUCAAUUGUUUCACGUACAGUGCUGCGUGGAGUGAAUGGAGUAGUUGUCUUGCUCCACGACCUGCUGUUUGUGGAGAAGGUCGCAUGAGACGGAGAAUGAACUGUGUACAAAGUGAUGGACUACCUGUACAUGUCUCCAAAUGCGCAGCCGCAAACGUCACAAUAGAAAACCCGCAGUCGGUGAAAUGCAGGGUUGACUGUCCGGUCGAUUGCGAAGUAACAGAAUGGUCUGCGUGGAGUCAGUGCUCGGGAACAUGUGGUGUUUCAAGACAUAGGACGCGUGUAAGAAAGAUUUCCCGCCAGCCGUCACGCACAGGACGCAGGUGUCCGCAAGAGCUUGUGCAAACCCGACCUUGCUGUGCCAAGCCGUGUUAUAAGUGGUCAUUACUUGGAUGGACGACGUGUUCGCUUACUCGUGGUAACUGUGGGAGUGGAAGCCAAGAACGAGUUGUUCAAUGUGUUCAACAAGACGGAACCGAAGUCGGAGCUAUUUUAUGCAAGAAACAGCAAAUGAAACAAGAUGGCGACAACGGUCAACUACUCGACUGGUUCACCGCUGAACAACUUCGUCGCCCAUGUCACAUGCCUUGUCCUGGCGAGUGUCGUAUGUCUGAUUGGUCAGUAUGGAGUCGUUGUCAUGCCGACUGUACACUUGACGUGACACCAAGCCUAACUAACUUACCAGGGAUACGAACUCGAUCAAGGAUUGGAUACGUGGUUGGAUCGGUGCCUGGUGUUCAUUGCUCACCUUCUGAAAUCGAGGAAUCUCCAUGUCCUGCAAGUGAAUCCCAAUGUAUUAACUAUGCGUGGAAGGUGGGACCUUACAUCGGUCAUACACGCGAAGUGUCCUGUGUAAGCGAGGACAAUGAUAUGGCUGUUUCUACAGGUUGCCAAGAAGCACUGAAGCCAGCAGCUUCGGUAGCGACACCCUACUGCCCCCAGCCAUGCAAUAGGAUCCGACAUAGCUACUGCACUACAAGUGGUGUAUGCGACUGCCGACCACCAUACGUUGCUAUCUACCAAUCAUUCUCCAACCAAUAUCUUCAUGAGUGCGAGUCAAAGCAACACGACCAAGGAACGCAAGUUCAAGAAACAGUUGACAUGCGGAACACGAAGGCCAAGGACAGAGAGAACAAGGACGUAACGGUUGUACCACCGGUUGUAAUAGUUCCAGCCAACAAUAGUGAUGAUAACGAUGCGUGGUCUGUCUUCAACCCUGUCAAACCUGACGGUACUUUGAAGGUUUGGGCAUACGGAGCUAUUGCAGGAUUGGUCGUUCUUCUCGUCUUCACUUUCGCCCUGUGUUACCUCAUCUACUCUGCUUGCUGUCGACGCAACAGCAGUGCGAAAAAUCGACAACACAGAAAACGACGGCGACACCGACGGUCUAACAGCAGUGGCAGCAACGUUGGCAUUGGUAUAAUGGCAGGGUCGGUCGGCGGCUCGUCCAUGUAUGGCGGCACAGGCAUUCCACCGUACCGAAUAAACCAUAACUCAAGCACUUCUAGGUACCCUCCGCGUACUUUGAGUCGAACACCUUCCGUACGAAGCGGUUUUACGUUUCCCGACCGCUACGAUAGCGAUCAAGACUGAGGUGUAGUUAGUUAUAUAAUGAACUUGUAUACCUGAUACAAUCGAUGUGGCGUCUCGCGUUGAAGAGUUCCGCAUUACGUUUGAAUCCACCAAAGCAAGUUGUGCGCAUCAGGGUACGUGUGUUAUCGUUCCCCUACCCCUUUCUUUUUAUCUUCUUUUAUUUGCACUGCGGUCACCUAGACGUUGCAUGGCGCGCCCGAACCGUCAUAUUUCUGCACACGAACCAACACAUACUUUUCUCCAAGGUAAAUGGAUUAUACCAAAGAACCUUAACUCGUAGGUUUUCCUAUCCACCCCAUACUUACAUUCUUAAAGGCCACUGUGAUUCUUUCUUACUCUUUCAAGCAGCGCAGAUACAUCGAGCUGCUUUGAAACAAAGAAAAAGUUUAACGAUCAAGCUAUAUCAGUAUUCAUCUCUUCAUAUGACAUUUUACAUGCUUUUAAAAUUUUACUGAAUUUUAAGCUUGCAGGGGUUUACCGCCAAAUGAUUUUUUACGCAUUCGCUUUUGCUGUUUGUUUCAAAACCAAACCUUAAAACCAGUUAGCAUCUGCCGGAUCUUGCCUUUCAAACCGAACGAUACCUCUGAAACUUAAGAAGAUAUAAAUACGUUCUAUGUAGCACAACCACGGUAUGGUAGAUAGAUUCUAUAACUAAAUCGAACUUUCAUUUUUCCUCAUCCGUAUAUUGCAAUUGUUGUUCAGCAUGACCAUUUUCUGCUUUCUUUCGCCAUCACUUUCAGUUUUAUCUCCACUCUUAUAUUCGUUAUCACCACUGUACAUUAUACAUCAAUCACCUACGAGUGGCAAUAAAGAUUUACUUAAUUGCGGCUA